CUCUGCCUCCCUCCCCAGGACCACUCAGAGAACUCUUAACCUGACGGCCGCACCCCCAUAUUUCCCCCACGUAACGCCUUUCCCCACCCCCCCCACCCCCUUCCCCCACCCAGAGCACACAUGGAUCAGAGGACUCAGGGGGGACCCACCACGCCACCCCCCCUCCCUGCCACAGCUCCCUCGGGUGAGCGCGAGAAGGAGGGAGUAGGUGGGAAAAAGGAAGAAGAGGAGGAGAAGAGAAAGAAGGAACGGGAGGGGGCAAAGUCGGAGCCUGGUGUUGGCACUGAGGGUGCACCAGGUGACCAAUCCCAGCAGCAGCAGCAGCAGCAGCAGCAGUCCCCUCAGUUCUCCGUGAAGGAGGCCACUUACUCAGAGGGCAACGUCAAGAUGAAGAUCGGCCUCCAGGCCAAACGCAUGAAGAAGCCCCCCAAGAUCCUGGAGAACUACGUGUGCCGACCCGCCUUCCGGGCCACUGUACGACACUCUGGAAGAGGAGGGGGAAGGGGCAGCAGGGGAGCAGGGGCGAACGACACAGCCGCCGCUGCUGCCGCUGCCGCCGCCGCCGCCGCCACCGCUGCCGCCACCACCACCACAGCCAACACCACCACGACCGGUGGCCACACGCAGAGCCCGUCGCAUGGGAAAGAGGCGGAGAAGAGUCAGAGCGCCACCACACGACCUGUCCCGCCCCCAGCACAGACCCCACCCCCUCAAACCCCACCCACAUCCACAAGCCCCAUCAAUCCAGUCAAUGGAAGCCCACCAGCGAAGAGGGCUCUCCCGAAACUGGUUAGCAAGUCUGACAGCAAACCCGAGGGGAAGACAGCGGCCUCCAUAGAGAGACCCCUAAAUCUCCACCGCCCGCUGCCAGACACAAAGUUGCACUCCUCUGCCAAGAAAUCUCCCCUAGCCCAGCCGAGCACCCUGCCCACCCCCAGCCCGACUCCUCCAGCACCCCUGGCACCCUCCAAUCACGAGCCCAAGAUGGAGGGGGUCAUGAAGCCUCCCCAGUUUCCGUUCGGAGAGGCUCAGCGGGAGCAGGACCGAGGGGGCGCCCCCGGCUGGGGCUCGUCAACUGUCACAGAGAAGCUAGCGCAGCUCAUCGCCACCUGCCCCCCUACAAAGUGCCCCAAACAGCCCAAAGUUCGUAAGCCUUCCCCCUCGGCCUCGCACAGCAACUCAGUACCCCUCAUCUCCAACCUGCAGAGGCCCGAACGGGCCAUGGCCAACAGAGCCACCUACUCCAGGAUCCAGCACCUGUCCCCUCCCCCACCCGUGUCACGGCCCCCUGGCCGGCCUUACGGCUCCCGCAACAAAGACAGUGUCAUGGACAAGCUGACGUCUGCCCCCCGGAAGGAGGAUGUCGAUGGCGGGGUUAAGGGGAACACCAGCAGCAGUAGCAGCAUCAGCUGUACCUCCACAGCAACCACCACCACCGCCACCAACUCUGCCCUUCCCUAUGGCAACAGUCGCUUAGCAACCACAGCUAAUGACAACGACAACAACAGCAACAGCAGCAACAACUACAUCAAGACUCAGUCACGGCUCACGCACAGUUCACCUCACUCUUCUUCCUCACCUACCCUGUCCUCCGCUUCGUUAUCAGACCAGAGAACAGGAAGUGGGUCUGCACACAUAGGGGCCUCUUCCAUGCUGGGUCCUCGACCGAGGCCCAGUCCCUCCCAGACAGAAGAGAACAGUGAGAAAGAAAGAGAGCGAGAGCGGGACUACAGGGACAGAGAUUGCCCCAGAGACUUGAGCAAAGGGUCGUCCCCCUCUGGGUUGGGGAAGCCUGAGGCGAAAGAGAGAGGGUUGGCCUUGACCGCCAGAGGCGAGCGUGGGAAAAGCUCCAGCCCAGCCAAACACAGCCCGCUCCGGGAGAGUCGGCCUAGCCGGACGGCUAGCCCAGCUGAACCCGGAAUGCGCCGGAACACCUCCCCCUCCGACCCCUCGGGCAGCAGUCCGCCUCCACCUCUCAGUGACUCGGGCCCUGGUUCCCCUGCCUCUCCAGACGAGCAGGACAACAAGCCGCUGAAGAAGCGACGGGGCCGCCGACCACGAUGGACGCGCGUGGUGAACCGCUCCCAAAAGGCUGCACAGGAAGCUGCUCUCGGCCAGGCCAAGCCUGGCAUGCCUAUGUCGGCCCUGGGGCCCAAUCCGCCUCUACGGAGACCCGUUGGACGACCCCCUAACCCCAACAAGGUGACCCCCGCUGUCUCGCAGCUCUUUGGCGCCCCACCAAAAAAGAGGGGGCGCCCCAAGUCCAAGAUGCCCCGCCUGGAUGCUCCAGCCCGAGGGAGACCCCCUCUCAAGUUAGCCACCUCCAAGGUGUUCUCCAUCCUCAAGUCCAAAGAAGAACAGGACCCACCGGUACUGCACCCUGAGGUGGACCUCAACCCCCCCAAGCCAAUGCCGCGAAAGCGAGGACGCCCCAAGCGCCUGCCCCCUACGCUGCCCCAGGAAGGGCAGCCCCCCACGUUAGCGCCUGAGCAAGGCGACUCCACCGACAAAGGCUUCCGCAGCAAGGGCAAUGGGCAGCUCAUCAUGAAGACCAUCAUCGGGAAGAUCAACAAGAUGAAGACGGUGAAGCGCAAGCGACUGCUGAGCCAGAUCCUGCUGGGGUCUGGAGUCGGGGCGGAUGGCGAGAGCAGGGGGCCUGCAACCAGUGCGCCCGCCCCGGUGGCAGCAGCCACGCAGUCUCUGUCAUCCCUGGCUGCCACGUUCGGAGGCAAAUUGGGGCCCCAGAUCAAUGUCAGCAAGAAGGGCACCAUAUACAUGGGCAAGAGGAGGGGUCGCAAGCCCAAAGCAUCGGGUAACCCUCCUGCGGGGGCCCCGACACCCCCUCCGGAACCUUUCCUGUCCCCCAACACGUCUUCCCCACACCACCCGCACCCCUCCCAGUCUCUUCAGGGUCAGCAGCACCACCAGCUUCCCCCAACUGAUGUCUUCCCCUCCCCGUCUCUCUCGCAGUCCAGCGGAGGUCAGAGUCCCAUCAGCGAUGCCAGUUUCGUGGAGCCUGGCUCAGUGCACUGCACCCACUGCAGCCACUCACAUCACGGCCACCACUCCUUCCCCUUCGCGCCGCCGACCUUCUCCGCCCCCUCACCGCGCUCGCUGGGGCCAAUGGGAGGCUCUGGCUCGGCCUCUGCCUCCCAGAAGAAGUCUUGCCGCGGCUACCACCAUCACCACCACCACUACCGGACGCACUACCACUACAGGAAGCUGUCGCCUCCGCGGCCCCUGCUUCCCACCUCCCCUGCUCCUCUCAGUGAGCUGAAGGAGGCCACGCCAUCUCCAGUCAGUGAGUCCCACAGCGAGGAGACGGUACCUAGCGACAGCGGUAUCGGCACCGACAACAACAGCACGUCUGACCGUGGCGAGAAGGCAGGAGGGGCAGGACUUGGUGUGGGCGGAAUGCCCCAGGGCGUUGCCAGUGGCCUUCUCCUGCCAGGGGUCAUGGGGUCGGCUGUGGGCAUAGGGCCGGGACUCAGCCCGCGGGGCAGGAAGAGACACGCCUCUUCCGUACUGAUUGACCGCCCCUCUCCUUCCCCCUCUCCUCUGGGGGCACGGCCAUCCCCCGACCCCCGGCGGGCGCACCCUGCUGCCGGUCCGGCUUCGGCACUGGUCGGGCACAAGGAGAAGCACAAGCACAAGUGCAAGCGACGGGGACACGCGUGUCCGGCCUACGACAAGCUGAAGCGGCAGAAGCGCAAGCGCAAGAAGAAGUACCUGCAGCUGCGCUCGCGUCGCCAGGACCCCGACUUCCUGGCCGAGCUGGACGAGAUCUGUGUGGGUCUGAGCGACAUCCGCAUCUCCCACCGUACGCCCGCCAUGCGCCUUGGCAGCAGCCUGGCACUAGGCGCCAGUGCAGGGGGCACGGGUAGGGGUGCGAACCUGGCGGGCGGCCGCAGCAGCGGCAGCAGCAGUGCCAACCCGCCACCCCACCACUACUUGCACAGAGACCUGCUGCCCACCAUCUUCAGGAUCAACUUCAGCGGGUACUACUCGCCCCACCCAGCCUAUCCCUGCGACUCUCUGCACUAUGUCCGCAAGCCUGACCUCAAGAAAAAGCGAGGCAGGCCACCCAAGCUGCGUGAGUCCAUGUCCGAGAUGCCCUUCGUCCCUGGGCUUGGCUUCCCCCUGUCAAGUGGGGGCUUCUACCACCCCUCUUACAGCGUCCCCUACUCCUCCGGACCCCUGGGGUUGGGCUAUUAUCGUGGUUACCCCCCGGCUAGCGCCCUCUACCCCCACCCUCACCACCAGAACCCCCACUCAGCUCCCUCGCACCACCCGCACCACUCGCCCUCCUUCCCACCCCCACCUCCACCCUCCUACAUGCACCACCACCCCUCGCACCUGCUGCUCAACCCCUCCAAAUUCCACAAGAAGAAACACAAGCUGCUGCGCCAGGAGUACCUAGGCGGGGGGCGCUCCCCGGUCCUCUACCCCCCCAUGGCCCCCGAGCUGUCCUUUGGCUGGCACCACAAACACAAGCACCGGCACAAGCACCGCGAGCGCUGCGCCACCGACGACCAGCUGGAGCACGGCAGCGCCGAGAGGGGAGAGCGCGGGGAAAGGGGUGAGAGAGGAGAGAGAGCAGGAGGAGCAGGAGGUGUAGGAGGAGGAGGAGGAGGAGGAGACGGUGUUGGUCUGGGCAGAGGAGAGAGAGGGGGUGCAGGGGCUAUGGAGGCCCUACAGCACUGUCGGUUUGGGAGAGACGGGUCGGCAGACAGUGCCAGCAAGCAGACGUCUGCAGUGGCCGCGGCUUCGGCUAACUCCCCUUCAUCCUCCUCCUCCUCCUCGGCCGAGCGCUACAAGCGAAAGGAAGCGUCGGCGUCGUGCCUGGGCCCCUCACGCCUGGCCCUUGGCAGCAGAGGCCACGCAUCUGCUGACUCCUGGUUCCGAGUGGGCUCCUCGGAGGCAGACUAUGCCAAACUGUCACACCACUCCGCCUCUGGCCAGCCUGCCUUCGCUGACGGACACUCCGCUGAGCCAAUCGGCUGCUCAGACAGUGAGGAGGACGAGGGCCUCUCCCCGGCGGAGGAAGAGGCAGAGUCGAGCGCACAGCACACCAACCUGUUUGCCUCUGCGCUCACGCGGAGCUCGCUGCGACCGGGCCGUGGCCGGAGGCCUGCCUCCUCGGACGGCAGCAACCUCUCGCGAUUGGACAGAUCCCUCCGGAAGGACCGGUCCACCUCGGCGGAGAGGAGAGAGACAGGAGGGAUGCAGACUCGCGGUGCAAACCCCUCAGACUGCAUGGACUCCGGCCCGUUGUCCCGCCACCACCUCCACCACCAUCACCACCACCACCCGCACCACCACCAGCAGCAGCAGCCCUCGCUCCACCCUUCCCUCUCCCACCCCCACCCCCACUCAUCUUCCUCCAAUCGCUCCGUCGGCCCGCCGACCGCCUCAAGCUGCUACCCCACCACCGCCGGCGCCUCCUCCCCACCUCGUCACACCUCCUCCUCCGCCCAGCGCGGAGCACCACCCCCUACACCGCCACCCCCGCCCAAAAACAACCUGCACCACGUCAACAAGAUCCUGCGUGCCAAGAAGCUGCAGCGGCAAGCGCGCACCGGAAACAACAUGGUGAAGAAGCGUGGGCCCGGGCGCCCCCGGAAGUACCCGCUACCCUCACCGCCCCCCUCGCCCCCCCAGGCCCCUGGCCCAGACUUGGCCAGGCAGCGGGAGUGGGAGAGGGGGUGCUGGGAGGGGGACACGGUGUCGGACGCCAUCGAGUCAGUGGUGCAGGGACAGAAACGGAGGGGUCGCAAGAGAAAGCGCUGGGAAGGAGAGAGGGACGAGGAAGAUGAGGAGGGGGAAGACGAAGAGGAAGCAUCGGCAGGACUAGCCCGGCAGGAGAGAUGCGGAGAGGAGGAGGAGGAGGAGGAGGAAGGGGAGGAGGAAGAGGAAGAAGAAGAGCGCAUGGCAGGAAGGGAGGAAGAGGCAGGGGCCAGGCAACGAGCAGGAGGAGAAAAAGGCUGGCUCACCCAGGAAGAGAUGCACUGUUUUCGCAGCGCACUGGAGAGGAAACCUGAAGGCCAGGCCUCUGCGGAAGGCCCCGCCCCCGCACCUGUCCCUGCCCCUGCCCCCGCCCCUGCCCCCGCCCCGGUAGAACAGGCCCCACCCACUGCCGCCGUGCCCACUCCACGGGAGAAGAGAGCCUCCAGACCACCCAAGAAGAAGUUCCAGAAGGCGGGGCUUUAUUCUGAUGUGUACAAAACUGAAGAUCCACGCAGUCAGCUACUGCAGCUGAAGAAGGAGAAGCUGGAGUACAUUCCAGGAGAACAUGAAUAUGGCCUUUUCCCUGCGCCUAUCCACGUCGGGAAGUACCUGAGACUUAAGCGCAUUGACUUCCAGUUGCCUUACGACAUCCUGUGGCUGUGGAAACACGAUCAGCUUUAUAAGCGACCUGAUGUCCCACUCUACAAGAAGAUCAGAUCCAAUGUGUACGUGGACGUGAAGCCUGUGUCGGGGUACGAGAACACCACCUGUAACUGCCGCGCCCCCUUAGACAGCGCUGAGAAGGGCUGCCAGGACGACUGCCUGAACAGGAUGAUCUUCGCGGAGUGUUCCCCGGGCACAUGCCCGUGCAGGGACAAGUGUGACAACCAGCACAUCCAGCGGCACGACUGGGUGCAGUGCCUAGAGCGGUUCCGCGCCGAAGGCAAGGGCUGGGGCAUCCGCACCAAAGAGACGCUGAGCGCCGGACAGUUCAUCAUCGAGUACCUGGGCGAGGUGGUCAGUGAGCACGAGUUCAGGAACCGUAUGAUGGAGCAGUACUUUGCCCACAGUGGCCAAUACUGCCUUAACCUGGACAGUGGCAUGGUGAUCGACAGCUACCGCAUGGGCAACGAGGCCCGCUUCAUCAACCAUAGCUGCGAGCCUAACUGUGAGAUGCAGAAGUGGUCGGUGAAUGGUGUGUACCGGAUUGGACUAUUUGCACUUAAUGACAUGCCCAGUGGCACUGAGCUCACUUACGAUUACAACUUCCACUCCUUCAACAUGGAGGACCAGCAAACGUGUAUGUGUGGCUCGGAGGCGUGCCGUGGCAUCAUCGGUGGGAAGAGCCAGCGAAUCAACGGCCUCCCUCCCAAGGCCGGUGGGUCAGGAGCCGGAGCUCGGAGGCUGGGGAGGUUGAAGGAGAAGCGCAAGUCAAAACACCAACUCAAGAAACGGGAGGAGGAGUCGAGUGACAGCAGCAAAUUUUAUCCCCACCUACUCAUGAAGCCCAUGUCCAACAGAGAGAGAAAUUUUGUGCUGAAGCACCGUGUCUUCCUGUUGCGGAACUGGGAGCGAAUGCGUGAGAAGCAGGAGAUGCUGAAGAGAGAGGGAGAGCGGGAGCGAGAGAGGGAGAACAGCAGCCUGUCUGUAUACUCACGCUGGGGCAGUGUCAUCCGCGACGAUGGCAACAUCAAGUCAGAUGUGUUCCUGACGCAGUUCUCGGCGCUGCAAACCUCCCGCUCGGUACGGACGCGCAGGCUGGCUGCAGCCGAGGAGAACACAGAAGUCACUCGCACCGCCCGGCUGGCUCACAUCUUCAAGGAGAUCUGUGACAUGAUCACCAGCUACAAGGACUCUGAAGGACAAACACUAGCUGCUCCUCUACUAAACCUACCCUCAAGGAAAAGGAACACGCAGUACUACGAGAAGGUGUCUGACCCGCUUGACUUGACCACCAUAGAGAAGCAGAUCCUGACGGGCCAUUACAAAACUGUGGAGGCCUUCGAUACGGACAUGCUCAAGGUGUUCCGCAACGCAGAGAAGUAUUAUGGGCGUAAGUCUGCGGUGGGCCGUGACGUGUGCCGGCUCAGGAAGGCGUACUACGGUGCGCGGCACGAGGCGGCCGUCCAGAUCGACGAGAUCGUGGGGGAGACCGCCAGCGAGGCCGACAGCUCAGAUUCGCUGGAGCGGGACCACACCCACCACCACCAUCACCAUGGCAGCGGUGGCCACGACAAGGACGACGACAUCAUCCGCUGCAUCUGCGGCAUGUACAAGGACGAGGGCCUGAUGAUCCAGUGUGAGAAGUGCAUGGUGUGGCAGCACUGUGACUGCAUGCGUCUGGAGGCUGAGGUAGAGCACUACCUGUGUGAGCAGUGUGACUCCCGCCCUGUGGACCGGGAGGUGCCCAUGGUGCCCCAGCCCAGCUACGCACAGGCCGGCUCCAUCUACUACAUCUGCCUACUCAGAGACGAGCUGCUGCUACACCAGGGGGACUGUGUGUACUUGAUGAGGGACAGCAAGCGGACGCCAGAGGGCCAGCCAGUGCGUCAGUCCUACCGGCUCCUCUCUCACAUCAACAGAGAGAAGCUGGACAUCUUCCGCAUCGAGAAGCUCUGGAAGAAUGAGAAAGGGGAGCGGUUUGCCUUCGGACAUCAUUACUUCCGGCCGCAUGAGACGCACCACUCGCCCUCGCGACGCUUCUACCAGAACGAGCUCUUCAGGGUCCCGCUGUACGAGAUCAUCCCUCUGGAGGCUGUGGUGGGCACCUGCUGUGUGCUCGACCUCUACACCUUCUGCAAAGGGCGGCCCAAGGGAGUAAAAGAGCAGGACGUGUACAUCUGCGACUACCGACUGGACAAGUCCGCUCACCUCUUCUACAAGAUCCACCGUAACCGCUACCCAGUGUGCACCAAGCCCUACGCCUUUAACCACUUUCCCAAGAGGCUGGCACCCAAGAGGGACUUCUCUCCCCACUAUGUCCCAGACAACUACAAGCGGAACGGCGGCCGCUCUGCCUGGAAAAGCGAGCGGCCGAAAGGGGCAGCGCCCUGCGAGGAAGAGGAUCGGGGCUCUGCCCCUUUCCCUCGUGACGCAGAGGAGGUGGGGGCCCGAGGAGGAGGGGGCGCAGCAUCAGGGCUGGAGCAGGAGCCAGACGCCCCCCAGGAUGAAACCAGCGCCCUGGGGAGACUCCAGCCCGGCCCACAGCAACAACCAGCCGGAGACGGUGAUGAGGAGGAGGACGAGCCUGAAGAAGAGGUGGAGGAGAUGGAUGAACGGAGGGAGACGGGCGAGGGUUCAGGGGAGAGAGGAGGAGCGGGAGGAGGAGGUGGGGGUGCAGGUGCAGAGGCGUCUGAGGUCGUUCCCUCCUCCUUGUCGCUCUCGUCGUCGCCCCUCCACCACUCAGCGCCUCUGAGCCGGCGAGAGGCGCAGCGAGACCGACUCAACAAGAUCCUGCUGGAGCUGCUGCACAGAACCCCCAGCAAACAGGUGAUUGACGUGACCUACCUGCUGGAGGAGGGCUCUGGGAGGAAGCUGCGCAGACGUACGCUGGGAUUGGGUGACCUAGUGGGCAGGAAGUGAUAUCAUUAUCAACCCUGAUGCCUGGCAAGCACGUUUUCCUCUCUGUGGCCGGGUGAAAGAGAAAAGGGAAGAGGAGAAGACAGGAGCAAGGGUGGAGAGAGAGAAAUAGAUGAAAGGAGAGGUUUCUCUCUCUAUCUGCAGGACACCGCCGCCUACACGAUCCCCAUUAGAGGAUUCAUAGGAAGUGACCGUUUCUCAGGGCGACAUGCGGACGUUUCCAUGGCGCCCAGGCCCUGACACAUUCAAACCCAUGACGAUGCAAUGAGUGUCAAAACAAAAACAUAGGAACCUGUAAUUUUUGUGGCGCUUUACAGAGAACUCUACGGCGCAAACAAAACAAAGCAAAACAAAAAACGAAAAAGCCUUGAACUGAAUAACAGACUUAUAACUCCCAGAGGGACUCAGACCUUAAAGCGGAAUAAAAUGAAAGAGGAGCGAGUGAGUGAGUGAGGAGCAGACCUGGGACUCGUGCCUUCCCUGGUCUCUCCUCAGGGAUCGUGCUCGGGGAAGGAGGAGGAGGAGAUGGGGAGGCAGAGAGGCUCCCAGUGCCAGGUACUGAACUUAGCGAUGCAAAGCAACAGCAGAAUCGGGACAGCGCCGUCCCCUAGUGGCCGAGGCUGGCAAAGACAAGCGUUUUGAUCCCAAAUGGGUUGAGCAGCCAGAUGAGGGGAAGGGGGUGGGGGGGUGGGGGUGAGGAGUAAGCAUAGGAAGGGCAGUGUAGCACGCUUACACACUGCCAGGAUAAAAGGAGGGGAGGAGGAGAGAGGCAAGGAAAUUAGGAGGAGCUUUGGCUAAACUGCACUUUUGACACCAUGGACAGCGGAGGCUCCCAGAAUGCAGCGCACACACACUAACACACAGUAUUGGAAGAUGCUGUCUUGCAGAAGAUACAAAUAACAACAAAAAAACAACAAAAAAAAACAAAAAACAAAACAGAUGAAUUACUAAAUAUAUUCUCUUUUUUGUUUUCUUUUUCCUGUUUUACUGUAAUACUUUAGGAAGCAUUGGAGAGGGGCGGGGUUUCUGUCAGCAGAGCUUUUUGUGAUUAGUCUGUGCGGUAACUAGUCCCGCCCUGUUUGAAGUCGUCAAACUUCACCAGCGAAUAAAAUGAGAGAAGGAACAGAUUGGUUAUCAGGCACGGGAGGGAGCUGGUCUGAGUAUCGCCUUAGAAUGCCAUGGUCCUGACUGGUGUGUGUGUGUAUGUGUGUGUGUGUGUGUGUGUGUGUGUGUGUGCGUGUGUGUGUGUGUGUGUGUACAUGUGUGUGAGUGUGUGUGGUAACCACCAGAAUUCUUAAAAACUGAAAAGAAAAAAAAAACUAAGGGCUUGACAGCAAUGAUAAAAAAUAUUGAUGAAUUAAUUAUGAUUAAUAGUAAAACAGUAGAAAUGGGAUAUGAUGGAGGCCGAGAAAACAGUGUAUCUUGUGAUGUCAGAUUUUCUGUGGGGAGGGGGGGUCUCUUGGUUCCUUUUUAAAUUUCUUUCCUGGUGUUUUUCUGGUUGCCAUGGAGAAUGUUAAUAACAGAUUGUGAUGAGAUUUCCUUUUCUCCGCACCUGUGCUGUGUGUUUGUCCCUCUUUGGGAGGUGGAAAAACAGGAGAAGAGAGGGAGACAGGAAAGGCUAAAUAAAAAAUUAAAUAAAAAAAACUGACAGAGGACAGAGCGUUGUAUAGUGCCAAGCUAUGUAUAUAUACUGACUGGGAAAAUGUGAGAGGAGUCUCCUAAAGCAAUAUCUUGAUAAUGGAUUUUGUGUAUUGUACAGGAAUCAACCUUAUAUGUAUUAUUAUUAAUUAUUAUUAUUAUUAUUAUUAAUAUUAAUUAUUAUUAUGCCAUUUGUAUUUCUAUACUCGUCACAUGUAAGCUUGGGGCAGGCAGGAAGGUACCCAGUGGUUGAGCAACCAGAAAGACAUGAAACCCGUUGCCUAAAACCCCAAAUUCGAUGUAACAUGCAUGAGCGAAAGGAUUGUCAGAUCAACCUCCCAAAAGGCAUUGGGGCAUUACAGUGACCCUGACACGCCAUCUGUCACUGUAGCUAUCGAUAUCGACAUUAUUAUUAAUUAUUACUUUUCCGAGGAGAGUGAACAAAAGUGGCUCCUCGUUUUUUUGCUGCAAAGUGUUGAACACUAAAAAAACAAACCCGUGAUAUUUCUGAACGUGACAGGACCCAGAGGCGAUACUGUCAGCAGCAGAUAUCAUGUUCUUAAUUUCCUUUUCUUUUGAUUUUUUUUUUUUUUUUUUUUAAAUGGAAAAAAAUGGUUCCGUUUUUGUGAUAGCGGUCAUUAACUAUGAUGCUUGUAUUUCUUGUAUUUGUGUGUUUUUGUGUGAUUGGUUUAGUUAUUUUUAGACAAUCACAAAAUAAGAUGCAAGCAUUGUAUAAGGGCAGACUGGCAGACAUUUUGUGAUGUUGUGUACAGUUUGUCAAAACUUCUUCCACUCUGGUUCAAAGUUUGUAAUUAUGAUUCUAAAGUCAUAAAAUGCUGUUGGUUUUUACUUUUGGUUUUAUAUUCUAUUUGUUUUGUUUGUUUGUUUGUUUUUUAAUAAAAAAGCACUACAUUAUUGUGAAUAUACCUUCUUGUUGCUCAUGAAUUUUACCAGAGAAGCAUCAGACAUCUACUCAGAUUCAUCUCUUGAGAAAUGCAUUACAGCAUAAUUUAAGUGUAUUGCUAGAUAUGCAGUAAGUUCUUUUUAAAAUAAAAUGCAUUUUAAUAAAAA
Molecule: messenger RNA, 12015 nt
Organism: Clupea harengus (Atlantic herring)
Lineage: Eukaryota; Metazoa; Chordata; Actinopteri; Clupeiformes; Clupeidae
Gene: ash1l
Product: ASH1 like histone lysine methyltransferase
Biological process (GO): regulation of DNA-templated transcription
Cellular component (GO): nucleoplasm; nucleus
Molecular function (GO): DNA binding; histone H3K4 methyltransferase activity; chromatin binding
Source: RefSeq, a predicted model, not a curated record